Messenger RNA from Aspergillus wentii DTO 134E9, 782 nucleotides. RefSeq lists its product as uncharacterized. The coding region runs from base 66 to 491 and encodes 141 amino acids. The record is from RefSeq and is a predicted model, not a curated record. Lineage: Eukaryota; Fungi; Ascomycota; Eurotiomycetes; Eurotiales; Aspergillaceae. The transcript has 3 exons.
UGUCACUCGAAAGUGAACAGAUCGGUUAUCCGCACCCAUUUUGGAGACAUCGCUUGGAGGUUAACAUGCACGGCCAUUGCUGGGUCCCUGAGCCACUAUAUGAAUAUAAUAAAGAAUCCGGCACAGGCUACUAUUACCCCCAUGUCCAUUUUGCAGGGAUCCAAUCUUGCAAUGGAAAAGAAGACAGUAUGGCAUUGGGGGAGCUUAAAUUGAUUGUCGCGGUAAUGCAGAAUCGUGCCAGUCAGCUUAAGGUUGAUGAGAAUGAAGAAGAGCUUCCUGGACAGUACGAAUUCCAGGAUGAAAAAAGAUUCCCUGUCUUAAUGACAUCUUUCUUGGGCCCUCAACAUGGACGCAUCUUCUAUGCCUGUAUGGAUGGCGAAAAACUCAUAAUCAGACAAUCAAGGCUUUAUAGCUUCGAGAAGAAAGAAAGCGCACCGUGGGAUUUUUUCUCGCGCAUUUUGCUCAGCUCUCCAGAGGUAGAGAAACACUGACUUCUGUAACUUGCUUUGCAGUUGCAGACCUAAGCCAACCUUGCACUUCACAAGGUUAGGUGAAGCCAGGAAUAUUUCAUUCCUAGGCUGAUCAACCAGCUUUAGGCUGACUAGAUGGUUUAGUAGGGCACAAAACUAGUGCUUACAUUUCUUCGACAUUAGGAGAAUUGCUGCAAAUGAAAAAAAAAAAAAAAAAAAGUCAACCUUUAUUGUUAUUUCAAUUUGCCAACGUAAACAGUAACAUUAAGUAGUCAUACAGUAUGCGUAUCUCUGUGAUAAACAUGAUAUAAU